Messenger RNA from Naumovozyma castellii, 996 nucleotides. RefSeq names its product Mho1p (gene MHO1). The coding region runs from base 1 to 996 and encodes 331 amino acids. The record is from RefSeq and is a predicted model, not a curated record. NCBI's taxonomy places the organism in Eukaryota, Fungi, Ascomycota, Saccharomycetes, Saccharomycetales, Saccharomycetaceae. The transcript has a single exon.
AUGUCUAUCCGUCCUGCAACACAUGCUGGUUCCUGGUAUUCCAAGAAUGCCACUGAUCUUUCCCACCAAUUACAAACGUACUUAACCAGCACAAAGAAACCUAUCGUUUCCAAUGCGAGAGUCAUUAUUUCUCCUCAUGCUGGGUAUAGGUAUUGUGGUCAUACAAUGGCGUAUUCAUUUGCGUCAUUAGCAUUAACUAAGAAGGUAAAGAGAGUUUUCAUAUUGGGUCCCUCUCAUCAUAUCUAUUUCAAGAAUGAAGUGUUUGUGAGUGGGUUUGAUGCUAUUGAAACACCUUUGGGUGAAUUUAAAGUGGAUAAGGACGUUUGUAAGAAAUUGGUUAAAGCGAAACAUGGUAAAAAGUUAUUUGCAUUUAUGAAUCAAGAUGUGGAUAUGGAUGAGCAUUCUUUAGAGAUGCAAUUUUCCAUGUUGGCACAGACUUUGAAAUGGCGUGACAUAGAAUUGGAACAAGUGAAAGUGAUACCUAUGAUGGUGUCACAUAAUUCUACCGAAGUGGAUAUGGAAGUUGGAGAAGAGUUGGCUAAAUAUUUGGUGGACCCUGAAAACUUAUUCAUCUUAAGUAGUGAUUUUUGUCAUUGGGGGAGACGAUUUGAAUAUACUGGCUAUGUCGGUAGUGAAGGUGAAUUAAAGGAGGCUAUGGAAGAGGAGACAGAAAUUGAAAUGUUAACUGCAAGAAGUAAAUUAAAGCAUCAUCAAGUGCCCAUUUGGAAAUCUAUUGAAAUAUUAGAUAGGGCUGCCAUGCAUACGUUAUCUGAAUCAACUAAUGAGAACAGAUACAAGGCUUGGAAAAGGUAUUUAGAAAUUACGGGAAACACCAUUUGUGGUGAGAGACCUAUUGGUGUUAUUUUAGCUGCGCUAUCGUAUCUUCCAAAAGAUGAAAAAGUUACUUUUGAAUGGCCAAAUUAUUCACAAAGUUCACAGGUGCAAAAUUUAGAUGAAAGUAGUGUAAGCUAUUCAUCUGGUUACGUAACAUUGUAG